Messenger RNA from Papaver somniferum (opium poppy), 1211 nucleotides. Its product is annotated as alpha carbonic anhydrase 7-like. The transcript is spliced from 7 exons. Bases 144 to 1007 code for a protein of 287 amino acids. Gene Ontology annotation, molecular function: zinc ion binding; carbonate dehydratase activity. Lineage: Eukaryota; Viridiplantae; Streptophyta; Magnoliopsida; Ranunculales; Papaveraceae. The record is from RefSeq and is a predicted model, not a curated record.
UCUUAAUCCUCCAACAUUAUUCACAUUAUCUACAUUAAGGUCUAAUCUAGACUAAUAGAGAGAUAUUCUUACUUAAGCUUAAAACUUCAGUUAGAAACCAAGUUUAUCAUAAUUAAUUAAUAGUAUUAGUUUUUGUUUUAAAUAUGAAGAGUUUUGUAAGCAAACCAACAUUCUUGGUUUAUGCAUAUCUCCUCAUUGUGGUUCUUGUUUUAAACUCAUUGCCAGCAUCUUCUUGGUUAGAAGUUGAGAACCAGGAAGAUUUUAGUUAUGUAACAGGGAGUGGAAACGGACCAGAGAACUGGGGAAAUCUUCGUCCAGAAUGGGCAAAAUGUAAGAGUGGAACCCAACAAUCUCCAAUAAACUUGGAUUUUAGCAAGAUGCAAUAUGCUCCAGAGUUGGGUGAUUUGCAAAUGAACUAUACGCCAGCAUCUGGAAUCCUAAAGAAUAGAGGCCAUGAUAUCAGUCUUCAGUGGGCUGUUGCUGGAGAUGCUGGAUCCAUUCAGAUAGAUGAUACUACCUAUGUGCUUGAUCAAAUUCAUUGGCACUCACCUUCCGAGCACACUGUCAAUGGAAGAAGGUUUGCGUUGGAGCUACAUAUGGUUCAUAAAAAUGUGGAACUUAAAAAGGUUGCUGUGGUUGCGGUUCUAUACUCUCUUUCUAUUUUCAAAGACCCAUUUCUUUCCAAGUUGGAGGCCAACAUAAGGGAUAUAUCCGGUACUGGGGCUAGUGAAGUGAACAUAGGUCCGGUUGAUCCAAAUGACAUUGAUAUGAGUGAUAGAAAAUAUUACAGAUACUUGGGUUCUCUCACAACUCCUCCUUGUGACGAAGGGGUUAUUUGGACCAUCAAGAGAAAGGUGAUGCCUGUCAGGAUAGACCAAGUAAUGUUAUUGAGAAGUGCCGUUCAUGAUGGAAAUGGGAAUAACGCAAGACCUUUGCAGCCUCUAAAUAACCGAGAGAUCCUCUACUACGCUGCAUUACCAACAUCAGCAUUAGUAGACAGUAUGUAAUUGCAGCCAAGAACGUACUGGCCGGCUUUAUUGAUUUGGAAGUAUUACCGCAUAUAUCAUUUAUAUUACAGUUGAAUCCGUAUUACGCGAAUCUUUACCGAGUGCACACUAGUUUUCUACUUUCUGUGCUUUUUCGUUGUUAAAUUUGUGCGAAAAGAGAAAGUUGGCAUGGAAUGAAAUUAUUUUGCCUUUUUCUUUGUCUAA